Molecule: messenger RNA, 304 nt
Organism: Closterium sp. NIES-67
Lineage: Eukaryota; Viridiplantae; Streptophyta; Zygnematophyceae; Desmidiales; Closteriaceae
Source: the annotation of a GenBank genome assembly
AUGGCUGCCUGCAACCUCAUGGGGGGGGGGAGGGGGAGGAGGAGAAAAGGGAGGGGAGAGGGGGUGGGGGGAGGGGGAGGAAGAAGGGGGGUGGGGAGGGGAAGGUUGAAAAGGGGAGGGGAAGGGGACGGGGAGGGGGAUGGGGAAAGGGGACGCGGAAAGGGGACGGGGAGGGGAAAAGGGACGGGGAGAGGUAAAGGGGACGGGCAGGGGACGGGGAAAGGGGAUGGGGAAGGGGGAAGGGGAUGGGCAGGAGGAUGGGAAGUGGGACAAGGGGUGUAACAAGAAGGAGCAGGCCGACCUG